Megalops cyprinoides (Indo-Pacific tarpon) is the source of this 3331-nucleotide messenger RNA. RefSeq names its product polymerase (RNA) III (DNA directed) polypeptide E (gene polr3e). The transcript has 21 exons. The coding region runs from base 188 to 2251 and encodes 687 amino acids. Gene Ontology annotation, biological process: DNA-templated transcription. Gene Ontology annotation, cellular component: nucleus; RNA polymerase III complex. NCBI's taxonomy places the organism in Eukaryota, Metazoa, Chordata, Actinopteri, Elopiformes, Megalopidae. The record is from RefSeq and is a predicted model, not a curated record.
UCCUCCCCACGUGUCUCGACAGCCCCAGCAACAUGGCAGCGACCUGAGAUUUCAGACGCCGCUGAAAAGCAAUGGCACGUUUUGAGUGAAAGUAUCAGACUUACCGGAGCAAUCAAGAAGAAAACGCUUAGCAGUUUGGACAUCGGAGGCCUGUUCCUCUCACCACUUUCCUCUCAGUCUGCUCAAUAUGGCCAGCGGGGAGGACGAUGACCCCAUCAUACAAGAGAUUGACGUAUACCUGGCUAAAAGCCUCGCAGACAAGCUCUACCUGUUUCAGUACCCAGUGCGUCCUGCCUCUAUGACAUACGAUGAAGUCACCCAUUUAUCUGCCAAAAUAAAACCAAAACAGCAGAAGGUGGAGCUUGAAAUGGCCAUCGACACGAUGAGCCCCAACUACUGUCGCAGUAAAGGGGAGCAGAUUGCGUUGAAUGUGGACGGCACCACAUCCGAAGACUCAAAUACCUACUCAGUGAAGAUGAUGGACAAACAGACAUUCUCAUCCAUCCAGGCCACCACCAACACCUCCCGUUAUGCUGCUGCUGUCUUCCGUAAAGGAGAGCUCCACCUCACCCCGUUGCACGGCAUCCUGCAGAUGCGCCCCAGCUUCUCCUACUUGGACAAGGCAGACAGCAAGCACCGCGAGAGGGAGGCUGCCAAUGAAGGUGGAGACUCCUCUCAGGACGAGGCAGAAGAUGAUGUCAAGCAGAUCACAGUGAGGUUCGCGCGGCCCGAGUCAGAGCAGGCCCGUCAGCGGCGCUUCCAGUCCUACGAGUUUCUGCAGAAGAAGCAGGCGGAGGAGCCGUGGGUCCACCUCCACUACCACGGCAUGAAGGAUGGCCGUUCGGAGCAUGAGAGGCAGUAUCUGUUCUGUCAGUCUAUGGGUGUGUCGGAGAAUACAGAGCUGGUGAAAACACCCAGUGAAUACCUGGCCAUGCUUAUGCCCCCUGUAGCAGAGGAGAAGAUUGUGAAGCCGGUUGGUCCCAGCAAUGUGCUGUCUAUGGCCCAGCUGAGAACCCUGCCACUGGGAGAGCAAGUGAGGACUCUGAUGAAAAAUGUUAAGGUCAUGCCCUUUGCCAAUCUGAUGGGGCUACUGACCUCAGGCACAGACUCCACUGCAGUACUGCGCUGUGUUCAGCAGGUGGCAAUGUUGGUCCAGGGGAACUGGGUCGUCAAGAGUGACGUGCUGUACCCUAAGAGCAGCUACAGUCCAUACAGUGGAGUGCCUGCAGAAGUGCUUUGCCGAGGCAGAGAUUAUGUGAUGUGGAGGUUCACACAAGAGCGCUCUGUGCUGCGAAAGGAGGUGGCAGCGGUAAUCAAGCUCCCCCCAGAGGACGUGAAGGACUUUCUGGAGCAAAUGUCUGUGCCCCGGGUUAACCGCGGCUGGGAGUUCCUCCUGCCCAGCGACACCGAGUUUGUGAGGAAGCACCCGGAUGUAGCGCAGCGACAGUACAUGCUCUGGCUCGGCAUCCAGGCCAAAUUGGAAAAGGUAUUCAACCUCUCCAAAGAAGACAUGAUGGCAAAAAGGCAGGAACCCCAAAUGGAAGCGGUGCAGGUGAGCGGUGAGCAGCGGCUGAAGGCCGCGCGAGAGCUGGCCAGAGAGAAAGAGGCCUCCCUGCAGAAGGACCUGGACCAGCGGCACCAGGGCGGGCCAAAGGGUGCCGCUGUGCAGGUGAAGGAGGAGCCGCUGAGCGACGCCGAGGAGCCCAUGGACACCUCUCUCCCCAACGGCUCCCUCAAUGGCUACCCGGGCGCUGGCUCCCCCACGGACCCUCUCAAUGGUCACGGCAGCCACGCCCCCACCCAAGAGCUCCUGGACUUUGUGGGGGCUACCUUUCGUAAACACUUUGUUCUGACUCUGAGCGAGGUGAAGCGUCUUUUCAACCUGCACCUAGCCAGCCUGCCCCCUGGACACUGCCUGUUUGGGGGCAUCUCUGACCGGCUGCUACAGGAUACCAUACUGCUGAGCCACUGCCGACAGAUCCUGGUGCCUUUUCCUGCUCAGAGCUCAGCUGCAGCGGACGAGCAAAAGGUUUUUGCAGUGUGGGAGACUGGAGAAACAUUCGACAAGCACCGCCAGGUCCUGUUUGAGAUCUUCAUGAAGAACUACCGUGUCAGAAGGAGCAUCAUCCAGACUCGGCUGACGCAAGAGCUGGGCGAUGCGGUCACCAAGGCGGAUGUCGAUAGGUUGCUCAAGGAGUGUUGUAUGAGCUAUGGAGGGAUGUGGUACCUGAAGGGCACAGUGCAGUCCUGACAGUAAGAGGCCACCCUGGGGGGUUCCAUCAUUCAGUCAUCUCCUCCAGAGCUCAGUGGGAGGGCUCUACAUGGGGAGGGAAGGCAGACACAUGGACCAAUCGCUGCCCUCCUGCCUCCAGCCAGUAGAGCGGGGGGGUUGGGGGACAAAGAUACCAGUUAUCUGCUCCAGACCAUAUGCCAUUGUUAAUUCACCUGAAGUCAUAACUGAGCUUGGAUAAAGCGGCAAAGAGAUAAAGAGCCAAAGCUUGAAUAGAUCACCGUGCGUAUUAUAAAAGGGCUGGAGGAUGACAUCUUUUUGGCAUAAAUGUGUAUAUAUAUUUUUGAGGACAGUGAGAGUAAAGUAUGCGGUUUAAGUGCUUGAACUCAAAAAGCAAUGCUUAAUUAUUUCUGAUUUAAUCUCACAAGAUGAAAGGCGGGAAAUAGAUUUGACCAAUAAAGAGGUGUAGUUUAUAAUAUGAGUUUAUCCUGAAUUUGGCCUCUGGAAAAGAAAGUAAAUCAACAGUGUGGUUUUUUUUCUGUUUCUCAGUUAUUUAUGAGGGAAUAUGCCUCUACUUUUGUCUUUGGCCUUAAGAUGUGAACCUCAUCAUUGGAGGCAUUUUUCUUUUGUGUUUCAUUUCUCUCACUUUGGAUGUCAGGAGACCACCGGAUGGGGUGUUUGGAAUUGGAAGCAGAACAUUUGGUAUCCAUGUAACUCCUUGUCACUCAGCACAUAUAUGCAAAUAAGAAAAAUAUACCACUUUUAAUGAAUCAAAGGGCAAAGAUUUAAUUUUUUGAAAUCUGAUUACCACCUGACUCCAGAGUGAUGCAAAAUAAAGUGAUAUUUUGUAGGAAACAGAUGUUCAGAAAGACAGUGUACAUGCUCUGUCCCUGUUCAUGUGGAUUUUAUUAUAUUCAUUUAAUAAUCCACUGACCCAGUAUUUACAAAAUGCACUUUGAUAUACUAAAUAUGACAAAUGGGGGAAAAUCUUCAUGUUUAACCAAAGUAAAAUACUGGGCAAUGAGUGGAUUUAUUUAUGUCCGAUGAUUUAAUUUCUGUAUGAAAUUUUUCUUCCUUCAGUAUCUUACUUUUCAAAUUCCU